Messenger RNA from Xiphias gladius (swordfish), 2345 nucleotides. It is a transcript of the gene gmeb2, whose product is annotated as glucocorticoid modulatory element binding protein 2. Gene Ontology annotation, molecular function: RNA polymerase II cis-regulatory region sequence-specific DNA binding; DNA-binding transcription activator activity, RNA polymerase II-specific. Gene Ontology annotation, biological process: positive regulation of transcription by RNA polymerase II. The transcript is spliced from 10 exons. Gene Ontology annotation, cellular component: nucleus. Bases 351 to 1823 code for a protein of 490 amino acids. The record is from RefSeq and is a predicted model, not a curated record. NCBI's taxonomy places the organism in Eukaryota, Metazoa, Chordata, Actinopteri, Istiophoriformes, Xiphiidae.
UAAAGGCAAAGGAGAAGAAAUGAUAGCGUACAUCCAUCCAGCUGGUUACGCUUGUGAAGAUGAGGUGAAAUGUAUUCCACGAGUAGUCUCCAAAAUCUUUUAAUAUAAAACCUGGGCGGAGGUAUUAUGUUUGAAAUAUAAAGGAGAUACCUGCCAGCCUAAUGGAUCUAUUGCAGAACUCUCCUUUUAGCUAGCUGACUGAAGAGGUCCAAGUAAAAAUAGCUAGCAACUAUCCUGUUGGGCUAACACACACAUAGCCUUACUUUUUCACGACAAGACGAAUCAACAUUAAUCAACUAACAACUGAUUUAAUUUAGACGGUAAGAAUUAAAAAGCUCCAUCUGUCCUCCAUGGCUUCAUCGGAGGUCAGCAUGCAGGAAAUGAGUGAAGUUGUGAUUGUCACCAUACCAGAAACUGUGGGCGGGGAACUCCCGUCUGUGGUGGAGGAGGAUAAAGCAAUGUUGGUGACUGCAGAGCUGACCCCUCAGCCAGGGGAGGAUGUCCUCACAGUAGCACCAGUGGAUGCAGAAGCCGAGGCCAGCAGAUCAGAUUCAUUGUCGAAGGAAGAGGCAGUCAUUGUGAAGUUAACUGAGGAGGUUGAUGUGGAAGGUGAUAUUUUCUACCCAAUCACCUGUGGAGAUGCCAAAGCUACGCUGGUCUGGAAGAAAUUUGUCUGUCCUGGGAUAAAUGUGAAAUGUGUCCAGUUCAAUGAACAGCUCAUAAGCCCGAAGGAGUUUGUGUGUUUAGCAGGGAAAUCCACUCUGAAAGACUGGAAGAGAGCCAUCCGCCUCAACGGCACCAUGCUCAGGAAAAUCAUGGACUCAGGUGAACUGGACUUCUACCAGCAUACAAAGGUCUGCUCCAACACCUGCCGCAGCACUAAGAUAGACCUGGUGGGAACUAAAGUGUCUAUCAGCAGUGAUCAGUCUGCUGACAUGGUCACUGCUACCCCCUCAUCAGCUGAUUUGAAUGGAGCAGCAGCCUCAUUUCCUGAGGUGACAGAGGAAACUUCCGAGUGGGUCACAGCCAUCGGAGGCUGCAGGGCAGAGGAGAGUGACCCACCACUACAGUUCAAAGAUGCAGUUUUGCUCAACAAUAUAGUGCAGAACUUUGGGAUGUUGGACCUUGUGAAGAAGGUUCUAGCCAGUCAUAAGAGCCAGAUGGACCGUUACAGAGAACAGUAUACUCGCAGCCUCGCUGCUCUGGAGCAGCAGUGUGAUGAGCAUAGGAAGCGAGCCAAGGAGCUGAAGAGCAAAUCCCAGCACCUCAACAACGUCCUGAUGACCCUCACCCCGGUCCCUGCACCCCCUGCAUCCAAGCGCCCUCGGCUGACCCGCGCUGUCUCUGGCCCGGCCACAGUCAGCACUACUCCCACCCAGAUAACUCUCAAUCAGCUGACUGGCCUGCCGCUGGGCAAGGUGCUGACCGUGGCAGGAGCCCCAGCUGGCACCAACCUGGGCGGGUACACCCUCCUGACCUCCACGCUUUCUGGGUCAGAGCUGGUGGCUGACUCUUCUAACCUGACUGUGCUGUCCGCGGCGACAGGUCAGGAGGGCGAGGCCAGCGCCAGCAGCUCCGCAGCCUCCACAGCCUUUGUUAAGGUGGUUGGCCCUCAGUUCCAGCUGGUGACGCUGCCAGCCACGUUGCAGAGCUUGACCACCACACAGAGCACCACCGUCCAACAGCAGAUCAGCAGCAUCAGUGUGGUGGACACCACAGCAACCACUGAUGAUUCACAAGAGGAUUGCCAGGCUGAUGGUGAUGAUGAAGGUCAGCUAGAGGUUAAAGAGGAAGCUGGGGAGCAGUCAGCUGAACAGCAGUGAAACAAAGGACAGCUGUUCUCUCCCCUGUCUCCCAGUGUGUAAUUGCCUUAAUUUCAUCAUUUGGUUUGAAUGUGCAUUUCCUGUGAUGGCUGAGGGCUUGUACACAUUAUGACUUUUACAGAUCAUUUCAUGCAUUGCAUUCAUUUUUCUUUUAACACAUGAGCCUUCCUUUAGAUGUCCUUCAACUUUCAAGCUACCCAAAUUAGAGUGGCGUCUGGUGUCAGGAGAGUGUAUUUCAGUAGUGAUUUUACUUUAAAAAUGUUUUUGUACUUAAUAUAUUUGAUACAGUGGUAUGGAUUUGUUCCAUGUAGGUUUGAAAAAGGGGCAUUGUUCAGUCUGGUAAUAAAUGCCCAGUUUUCGCAAUAAAAGGGUGCAUUAUUAAAUAUUAUAAAUAUUAAUAUCUUCAUUAGUGUGUAACUGAAGUGUACACAGAGAUAAACAGAGACAGGGACUCAUAUCUUUGCUUUUUUUUAAAUAUAUAUCAGCCUUGUGAGUGAGGAGAAAUAAAAAUUCUAAAUUUGA